Molecule: messenger RNA, 1019 nt
Organism: Brassicogethes aeneus
Lineage: Eukaryota; Metazoa; Arthropoda; Insecta; Coleoptera; Nitidulidae
Source: the annotation of a GenBank genome assembly
GUGCAUCAAUUAAUGUAAAUAUUUAUGUUGUUGAAUUUUAAUAUGAUUUAUAUUAUUUCCCAACAUUGAUAACAUAUUGCUCCCAUGUCAAGAAUGUAUUCAGUAGCAAUAGUCUUGCGCUUCUCAUUCUAGAAAUAAUUAAAAAUGAAGCAACUUCUUCUAAUGUGUCUUUUGAUGACCGUGGUUCAUGGAAAGUGCCUGCUUGGGUUUCAAUAUACAUCUCCAUCAAAUAGAACCCUGUUUACGAGUUGCAAAAAUGUGGUGUCCAAAAAUUUGGAGGCGCUGAAGAACAUUCAACCUUUUUCGCGUAUGAAGUUUUUGGAUUUGAUGAACUAUUCCGGGAGUUUUAAGAAUAGCACACUAAGUGCGUUUCCUGAUUUGGAUGUUCUGCAUAUUCAGGAGUCAAGUUUCACCGACUUAACUAAAGAUGUUUUGGGGGAGUGUUGCCGAAAUUUAACCAAAAUAGUGCUGAGGAAUAACAAUGUCAACCUGGAUAAGGAUGUUUUCCAAAGCAGCAAAAAGUUAAAAAGUAUUGUGAUUUAUAAUGAGAAUAUUCCCAAGGUGGAUACAGUUUUCAAAGGCUUAAGUGAGCUGGAUAUUUUGAUAUUAAAUAACAGUAAAGUGGAAGAUAUUGGUGAACACAGCUUUAGUGAUCUGGUGAAUUUGCAACUUCUGGAACUUAACUACAACGAUAUAAAGGAAAUUGAACCAAAAACAUUCGAACCAUUAGGAAACCUAAAAACCCUAACAAUAUUCAAUAAUAUCGACCUAAAUAUAACCAUGGAAGCAUUCAGCAAACUCAAAAAUUUGGAAACCCUUGGACUAAACACAGAAGUUAUAACUAAAUACGACAUAGAAGAUCUCAAAAAAACUCUACCAAAACUGAAAACGAUAGUUUUCAAAAAACAAGACAAAACUUGCAAUAAAGUCUUUCUGGAAAGAGUGAAAUCUAAAAAUAUUGAUGUAAAUUACGUGACUUUCCCUGGAGAGCCUAUUUGUAUAAAUAAAAUUUUGUAAGU